GCUGAUUGCAAUAUGCGUCAUGAAUUCGUAUGCCCCGAAUUUGCUCGCAAGGGCAAAUGCGAGCUGUCCAAUUGCAACUAUUGCAAACAGAUGAAGCAACAAAAGUUGACGACCGUCAAGAGCAAAGCGAUAGUUAAACCUAAACCUAAGGCAACCGUCCAAAAGAAACCAGUUGCUAAAGAAAUUCAUAUAGAUGAGACGCCCAGCAGUUCACGGUACUUUAAAUGUGAUAGUGAUAAGUAUGAGGUGCUACCCGAGGAACAGCAGCAGCAGCCAAAUGAUUUGGAUGAUGGUGAUGAUGAGGAGACAACAUCAGGUGCCCUCGGUGGUCCACGGCAGCGAAUUAAGCUGGGAACGUUGCCGGCAUUUAUACCACUUGGUGACAGCGAGGAGCAAACCAAAUGA
This is a messenger RNA of Drosophila albomicans, 405 nucleotides long. RefSeq names its product zinc finger CCCH domain-containing protein 3-like. The coding region runs from base 13 to 405 and encodes 130 amino acids. NCBI's taxonomy places the organism in Eukaryota, Metazoa, Arthropoda, Insecta, Diptera, Drosophilidae. The record is from RefSeq and is a predicted model, not a curated record. The transcript is spliced from 2 exons.